Messenger RNA from Apis dorsata (giant honeybee), 2172 nucleotides. RefSeq lists its product as uncharacterized. The record is from RefSeq and is a predicted model, not a curated record. Lineage: Eukaryota; Metazoa; Arthropoda; Insecta; Hymenoptera; Apidae. The transcript is spliced from 10 exons. Bases 495 to 2015 code for a protein of 506 amino acids.
UUUUUUUAAAACUUUUAUAUCCAUUUUUCUAUUAAAUAUUGAUCUUAUGAUAUACUAUAUUAAUUAUGUCAUGAUAAUAAAUAUUAAUAUUGCAAAAAAAAAAAGGAUUAAUUAUAAUGGAGUAGUUUCAAGUAUCUCGGAAAACAAAUAUUGCAUCAAAUAUCAACACUCUUAUGUUCACUUGGCAAUCAUCUUUUGUCGAUUGUGCAUCCAUCAUCCAUAAACGUCUUCUUUCGAGAGAAGGUAACAGACGUAUUUAUCGUUCGCGGAUUUUUAAGUAAAAAAGAAAAAAAGAAAAAAAGAAAAUACAAUUUAUACGUUAUAUUUAAAAAAAACUUUAAACAAAAAAAGAAAAAAAUACAUCAAAGAUACAAGGCUGAAUCUUUUAAUAGUGAGAUUUAUGCCAAGUAUGAAAAGAUUUUUCAAUUUUUGAUAUCACGAAUUGGCAUUUACUCUUUGAUCGAAUACGAAUUUUUUAUUUUAAGAAGCAAAAAAUGUUUCAAGAACGUUUUUUGACGGUUUUGUUCGGCGCAGUAAUGUCGUUUUUGAAUACCCAAAACGAAAAAUUCAAAGUAAAUAUUCCAGCUACUUGGAACGUGGUGCCAUCGUUAGAGACAGAUCAAAAAAUCACCGUGGACCACACUUCCAGCCCGAAAACGGAAGUGACCGGGAUCGAUAAGGGUCUGCAAAUCUCAGACACGAAGGUGUCGACGAAGACGAUGGAGCAAACGAGUCCUGCAGACGCGGCACGCGAUAAAAGAUUCGAUUUCGUCAUAGACAAUGGGAAAAACAUUAAUAUUGUCAUGAUCAUUGCUGAUCCUGGCCAGGAUCAGGAGGAAUUCUGGAAGAACUUCAAGGCUUCUCAUCUCUUCUCUGUAGAAGGAAUGCUUCAAAGUUGUAACAACAAUCAAGUGGACAAGAUUCAAUCAAGAUUCUCACUGGACGAUGCACUGAUUUCUGCUAACAGAGACAAGAAACACGAUUGUGAGCACAUGUUGCGUUCAAACAUUGCGUCAUUAUUGCUUUGGACACGAGACGUUAAAGGAAUGACUACAGGAACAUUGUCAAAUGGGAAUUUCACAAUUCCAUCCUUAUUUGGAUUCGAAGAAACUGUAGGGCUUUCGAAAGAGUUCGACGAAAUUGAAGAGAAUAACAUGAAACCAGAGAUUCACAAGCUCAAACCGGAAAUUCGUGACUGGCACGUGAUCGACGUAGCAAAACCAACCAAUCGUGUUUCCUCAUUUAUGUCUACGCAAAGCAAUCGAGAAGAUGACGAAGCUGCAUGGAACGUGUUCGACAUGUUCUCGAAGAUAAGGAUGGUCCUGUUCCGUUCGUUGUUGGAAUCUCUUGGAAACGUUGGCGCCUCUGAGGAACCCAUUCCGUCUCGCAGAGCGCAUUUCCUUCGAUCCAAUUUAAUAGACAUGGUCGAGGAAUUGAAAUCGGUUGAAAACGAAAAAGGUUUCAUAUUGGUCGCCUCAGUACCUGCCUCUGAAGUUAAUUCUGCGUUGGAAACUCUACAACGUGAAGCACAGGAUACUCUUGUUAUCAUAACUGGAGUCUGCACACACGAUGGCAAGCCUGUGCCAUAUUUUGCCAGAGGUCCAUCCGCCAAAGUAAUUCGUGAGGCGACGAAAAUUUGGGAUAUUCCCAAUGCAAUCAGAAAUGUUAUCGCGAAUGGUUGUCAGGACUGCAAAAAUCGUCGACACGAUGCUUCUUCACCUCCAAUUGCUCAGUUGAAGAUAGUUCCCCAUAACUUGGCCAAUUUGAAGAGAUCUUUGCGAGACACUGUUAAAAAAACGGAUGACGACAAGAAAUUGAUUGAUGCUCCAGUUAAUAAGAAUGAAAUUAUUAAAACCGUUGCUGAUUUAAAUGCGAAGGAAGAAACAAAGAACGAAGAUACAGAUUUAUUGCCGAAAUUGGACACAAAUUCAGCAAACUUCAAAAUGGCGGACAAAUUUACCACAAUUUUAGGUAUAAUACUCUCGAUGGUUGGCGCAUUCACACUCACCUCUUAAAGAAUAUGUCGAUUUAAUUAAUCGACUGAUCUUCGACUUCUUUAUUUUUAUAGAAGCUAUUUGAAAUUUUUCUUGAGUAAAAAGUAUAAUAUUGAAGUUAUAAUUUUGAUUUCUUUGUGUGAAAAUAUAUACGAUUGAUUUUGAAGAUAAAAGUGAU